Triticum turgidum subsp. durum (durum wheat) is the source of this 375-nucleotide messenger RNA. Lineage: Eukaryota; Viridiplantae; Streptophyta; Magnoliopsida; Poales; Poaceae. The record is from the annotation of a GenBank genome assembly.
AUGUGCAGACGCGGCGGGCCACCCCGGUGCUCUUCUUGGCGCAACCGACGCGAGUCGCGGGUGCUCCUCCCACGCGCACCGACUGACCGGAGCCGCCAAGAGGCGCGCGGCCCUGAUGGCGAUCGGGAGGCCCCCGCCUCCCCCUCCGUAAUCGCCCUGUCCGUCGACGCCCUCUUUGUCACGGAUCCUGGUCGGCGGCCCGCUCGGAGAGGUCGCCGAGGUGGUGGCUUGCUCGUCGUGUGGCACCGCCGCGUCGCGCCAAUCAUGCCGGACUGGCCCAACGGCUCAUCGCAUACGCGAGCCACCGCUGCGGCAGUGCCUCCUCCGUGGACGGCAGCUGCUCCGCCUCUCCGGCUAAGGAGGGGGCGGGGUUAG